This is a messenger RNA of Drosophila suzukii, 1336 nucleotides long. Its product is annotated as basic salivary proline-rich protein 3. NCBI's taxonomy places the organism in Eukaryota, Metazoa, Arthropoda, Insecta, Diptera, Drosophilidae. The record is from RefSeq and is a predicted model, not a curated record.
UCACGAUUAUCGCAUAGGAGGAGUGAAAAAAUUCCCCCCACAGUUAGAAUCCGCCUCUCGCGUUGAUCACUGCUCGAUCAUGGCGCGAUCUUCACCAGCUCGGAUUACCGUCCAGGCUUGCCUCGCUUGGCUCUUCAUUUCAUCGAUCCGCUCGUGCCUCGGCCAGUUUGCAGUUUCCUCUCCCAGAGGAGCAGUUGCCUCUGCCGGCGGUGUAACCGUGGUGGCGCAGCUGCCCGAAUUCGGAGUAGUCAAUGGACUCCUCAUUGCCAUGCAAAACAACAACGGCUUUGGCCAGCAGCAACAAUUUGAAAGACUGCAGCAAGGGAGACCUGGAAGGGGUACACCGGAGGGAGGGGGUAUGCCCAAGCCAGGAUUUGGACCACCCAAUCGACAGCAAGCGCCUCCUGGUUGGCCUCCAGGCUGGCAGUGGGGGCCUAGCGACAAUCAGAAUCAACAAGGCUGGGACCAAUCAGGCUUCGGACCAGGCUGGAAUGGAGGAGGAGGUGGACCAGGACCAGGAUGGAACGGAGGACCAGGAUGGAACCGUGGAGGUGGCAGAGGACCACCACCACCAAGGCCUGGCUGGAACGGCGGAGGACCACCACCAAGGCCUGGUUGGAACGGCGGAGGUGGACCACCCCCACCAGGGCCUGACUGGAAUGACGGUGGACCACCACCACCACCUCCUCCAAGACCGGACUGGGAGGGCAGACCAGGAUGGAAUGGAGGACCUCCGCCAGAAUGGAACAAUCAACGCUUUCCCAAUCAGCCGGAUCCCAACGAUCCCAACACAAAUUGGAACGAUGAUAAAGAUGGGGUUAACACCACUCCCACACCACCAAUUCUACCCACUACCCCAAAACCAAUUUCUCCCACUGUCCAAACAACGACACCCAGGCCAGCGGAAACUCAUCCCACUUACCAGCCACGCCCACCCACGCAGCCAACUAAGGACACCCUGAUCAUAGGCACCAAUCGACCGCUGUUGCCGCCCCAGAAUCCGGAUCCACCAUCACCGCUAUAUCCAACUUGGCCCGUACCUCAGCCGUCGCCGUCGCCAAAUCAUUCAAUCGAGGCGUCCGAAGAGCGUGCCAUCGUAUUUCCCAGUUCCAGUAAAUAUAUCCGUUCCCCCAGUCAGGAGGAAGUUCCUUCGGCACCCAUAGAUGUGAGACGAAGAUGAUACUGGCGAGGGACUCCCCCGAUCCCACUUAUUGUAUAUAUGCAUAGACCAUUCUGUAAUUGCGCACUCACGAUCGUUUUUGGUGAACACUCCAAAACCGGUUCUCAAAGCUCGUUGUUGAAAAUCACGAAAUUUUAAUAAAUAAAUUUAAACAAA